AUUUCUCUUUCCCCGUCACCCCUCCCUCCCUCCUUCAAAAUCACACCCACCUUUCUAGACGGACGUCGCUAGUGGUGUUGCUGUUUUCUUUGCUUUUUCCUCUGCUUCUUACCAUAGUCGUCUUCAUUUUAAAUUUAUUAUCAUCACUUCCCAAUCCUCGAUUAGAGGUGAAAAUCGACUUUUAAAAACUCUUCAAAAUCCGCCAGCCAAAGGACAAAAGCGCGUCUUGUUUGGCUGUUUCUCUUUCCCUUUUUCCUUCUCUUUCUCCUUUGAGAAUUGAGGGAAAGAGAUCCCCGUCUUCCGCCUGCCUAAAUAUACAGAUCGUCGGCGAUUGCCCAGAAAAAAAAAAAACUAAAUUCAAAUAAUUCCGAGAGGCUCGGCGGAGAUGGAGACCGAAAACAAGAAGCCGGCUGUUUCGGAUGUUGGAGCCUGGGCCAUGAACGUUGUCAGUUCCGUCGGCAUUAUUAUGGCCAACAAGCAGCUCAUGUCCUCUAACGGUUACGCUUUUAGCUUCGCCACGACGUUAACGGGUUUCCAUUUUGCGGUAACGGCUUUGGUGGGACUUGUAUCGAAUGCGACUGGCUUAUCCGUAUCAAAGCAUGUUCCAAUGUGGGAGCUUCUCUGGUUUUCUAUUGUUGCUAAUAUGUCUAUCACCGGCAUGAACUUCAGCCUUAUGCUUAACUCCGUUGGAUUCUACCAAAUUUCUAAACUCAGUAUGAUUCCUGUGGUUUGCGUCAUGGAAUGGAUUCUUCAUAACAAACAAUACUCAAGAGAAGUGAAGUCAUCUGUUUUGCUCGUAGUUAUAGGUGUUGGCGUUUGUACUGUUACUGAUGUCAAGGUUAAUGCUAAAGGUUUCAUAUGUGCUUGUGUAGCUGUUCUGUCUACAUCUUUGCAGCAAAUUACUAUAGGUUCUUUACAGAAGAAGUAUUCAAUUGGAUCAUUUGAACUGUUAAGUAAAACAGCCCCAAUUCAAGCCCUUUCUCUUCUUGUUGUUGGUCCAUUUGUUGAUUACUGCCUCAAUGGAAAAUUUAUAACAACCUAUAAAAUGUCUACUGGUGCCAUUUUAUUUAUAAUUCUUUCCUGUUCCCUAGCUGUGUUCUGCAAUGUGAGCCAGUACCUCUGUAUUGGAAGAUUCUCAGCAGUUUCCUUCCAGGUUUUAGGUCACAUGAAAACAGUUUGUGUUCUCACCCUGGGAUGGCUACUCUUUGAUUCUGAGUUGACUUUCAAGAAUAUAAUGGGGAUGGUUAUUGCAGUAGCUGGCAUGGUUGUCUACAGUUGGGCUGUAGAGGCUGAAAAGGGUGCAAGUGCCAAGGCCAUACCCUUUACGAAGAACAGUCUAACAGAGGAGGAAAUCAGACUUCUCAAGGAGGGAGUGGAAAGCGUUCCUGUAAAGGAUGUUGAACUUGGCGAGUCUAAAGGAUAGGUGAACCUGGCUAGACAUUGAGUCUCAGUUCAGUUUAGUCAAUAUCUUGCAUGUUCAUGUGACUGCGCUCUAUUUAUUUAAGCAAUUUGUUCUUUAAUUUAAUUCUUGGUGGUUUUAUUUUUUUUUUUUUUCGUCUAUUUUUGUAUGUGCAAAAGAGAUUAGCGAUGGAAUUUUGAUGUGAUAAAGGAAAUGUAAAACUCUGUAUCUCAGUUGAAAGCUCUUAGCAAGCAAUAGAAUCAGGUUCUUUGCUACUUAAA
Manihot esculenta (cassava) is the source of this 1680-nucleotide messenger RNA. Its product is annotated as UDP-rhamnose/UDP-galactose transporter 2. Gene Ontology annotation, cellular component: Golgi apparatus. The transcript has 5 exons. The coding region runs from base 386 to 1423 and encodes 345 amino acids. Gene Ontology annotation, molecular function: UDP-galactose transmembrane transporter activity; antiporter activity. The record is from RefSeq and is a predicted model, not a curated record. Lineage: Eukaryota; Viridiplantae; Streptophyta; Magnoliopsida; Malpighiales; Euphorbiaceae.